Messenger RNA from Stylonychia lemnae, 771 nucleotides. Lineage: Eukaryota; Ciliophora; Spirotrichea; Sporadotrichida; Oxytrichidae. The record is from the annotation of a GenBank genome assembly.
AUGAUUGAGGUAGUAAGUUAAGUAGGUGCAACUGUUGGAGCUUUUAUUAUUGUAAUUAGCUUGAUAGGCAUACUCUUCCUCACUCCUUUCCAAAGAAGAUGGAUGUAUUAUAUAUACUCACCAAUCAUGCUUUUGAAUUUUGCCAUUAUGAUAGCUCUUGGCUUAUAUAUAAAUGCUAUGGGAGAUAUAGGAGGUAAUCUGAUUUAAGACUAUUGCGAUGAUAGAUUUGAAAGAUGGACUAAAUUAAACCUGGGUAAGUUUCCUGCCAACCUCGAUAAACACUACUCUGAUCUCGAGAAAAAUCUUCUCUGCUCCAAAACAUGCUAAUGCCCUAAGAUUAAUUUCAAUUUAUGGACUACAAGCAAGCUAACAUCCAAUAUCAAUAAUAUCUAAGUUGACUAUAACUCUAAGUAUUUCACUGGGAAUCAAUAGAAUGUGCUAUAUUGUUUAAAUGACUAUGCCAAGAACAAUCAAUAUUUUGACUAUGAUGUUAUUAAUUACUUAACCUAUAUUGAAGGCAAUCAUGAUUGUGCUGGGAUCUGCCAGCCUAUCUACUUUUAUACCUUUACUGACAUAUAAGCUGGGCCACCUACCUAAUCUUGCAGGACUUUUAUUUAGGAUGAUUUUAUGGGAAGUGAAGGGGUGUUUAGAAGAUAUUCUUUGAUAUACUUCGUAGCAGGAGCUUUUGUAUUUAUGGCAUGGUUUUUCUCUUUUGGAAUAUGCUUUAGGACCGAAUAAAAAUCAAGAACUAGAGUAGAGAUCAAUAAGUGA